This is a messenger RNA of Archocentrus centrarchus (flier cichlid), 653 nucleotides long. RefSeq names its product ankyrin repeat domain 66 (gene ankrd66). Gene Ontology annotation, molecular function: protein binding. Bases 36 to 524 code for a protein of 162 amino acids. The record is from RefSeq and is a predicted model, not a curated record. Lineage: Eukaryota; Metazoa; Chordata; Actinopteri; Cichliformes; Cichlidae. The transcript has 4 exons.
GGAGAAAACCAAUUCUCAGUAACAUCUUUGACGACAUGUCAGAGUUGCACCAAGCUGCAGCAGCAGGCGAUUAUGACCAAGUUACGGAGCUUCUGAGGGAAAAUAAAUGCAAUCCCAACCAGAAAGACAUCGACUGGUGCAGCAAGACACCUCUCCACUGGGCAGCAGCUAAAGGACACACAGAAAUGGUGAGGAUCCUAAUAAAGCAUGGAGCCAGACCGUGCCUGCGGACAGAGUAUGGGUGGACUCCUGCGCAUUUUGCUGCAGAGUCUGGUCGACUGGCUGUGCUGCGGCUGCUGCACUCCCUCCAUGCGCCUAUUGAUAAGGAGGACUGCUGUGGAGACAAACCAGUGCGACUAGCCGAGAUAUACGGACACCAAGACUGUGUUAGAUUCCUUAAAAAAGCAGAGAUAGAGUGCCAAGCAUAUCGCAAAUUAGCAGCCCGAGAAGGGAUUUCAGUGGACGACACCGAUGAGGAGUGGCCAAAGCGGGACAAAGAAAAUCUAGAAAAACAACAACUCUGAAAGCAAGAUGGAAGCCUGAAUCCCAUUUACAGAAUAAACAUUUACAAAGUUUUUCUGGUUUUCUUUCAGCUCAGAGUUUUCCUUCAGCUUGUCACAGCUAGGUAUUAUUUAAAACAUGCAAUAUACGUA